Messenger RNA from Exophiala xenobiotica, 1313 nucleotides. Its product is annotated as casein kinase II subunit beta-2. The transcript is spliced from 2 exons. Gene Ontology annotation, cellular component: protein kinase CK2 complex; cytoplasm. Bases 144 to 983 code for a protein of 279 amino acids. Lineage: Eukaryota; Fungi; Ascomycota; Eurotiomycetes; Chaetothyriales; Herpotrichiellaceae. The record is from RefSeq and is a predicted model, not a curated record. Gene Ontology annotation, molecular function: protein kinase regulator activity.
CUUGCAUCCGACAGCCACGACAUUGUAAGCCAUACUCGAUUCUUCGACACUUCCCUGUAAUCGGUGUGUUUGGGUCUUUCCAACUCAGUGAGAGGACUUGCUCUCGAGCGCCAUUUCCAGCCCCACGGAUUGAUGCAGCCGAUAUGAUGGAGGACUUUCAAUCAGAAACCGACAGUGACUACACGAGUUACUGGCGAGACUGGUUCAUCUCCUCUCGUGGCAACGAAUACUUCUGCGAAAUCGAUGAAGAAUACAUAACCGACCGCUUCAACCUGACGGGUCUCAACACGGAAGUCCACUACUACCAGCACGCCCUGGAUCUGAUCACCGACGUCUUCGACCUCGACUGCGAAGAUGACAUGCGCGAGACGAUAGAAAAGUCUGCCCGACACCUCUACGGCCUUGUGCACGCGCGAUAUAUCGUAACGACCCGCGGCCUGGCCAAGAUGGUCGACAAAUUCAAGAAGUACGACUUCGGCCGCUGCCCGCGUGUCCUGUGCGACAGCCACCCUCUCCUGCCCUUCGGACCAAGCGACAACCCGGGCCUCAAGACCGUCAAACUCUUCUGCGCAAAGUGCGAGGACAUCUACAACCCAAAAUCCAGCCGGCACGCGGCCAUCGAUGGCGCAUAUUUCGGCUCCAGUUUCCACAACAUCCUUUUCCAAGUCUACCCGGCACUUGUCCCGGCCAAGUCACGGCGGCGCUACGAGCCCAAGGUCUUUGGAUUCCGGGUCCACGCGGCGGCCGCGCUGGCGAGGUGGCAGGACGAUGAGCGACGGAGGAUGCGUGCGAGACUGCAAGAUGCCGGCGUGCUGACGAAGCGUGGUCAGUUGUUCAUCGAGGAUGCAGAGAGCAGCGACGGCGAGAGUGAGGCCGGGCACGAUGGAGAUUCCAAAAUGACGUUGACGACGGAAGAGCAUGAUGAGGGCGUGGGCUUACAGCACCAGGCUGCCGCUGCCACCGCCGGACAGGAGACGCUUUAGGGGAGCAGCUCAUGGUAGGACCCAAUUGGAUGGAGUGUCAGGGACUUGAUGCAUUCGGAUCGCUGCAUCGGAUUGAGGAAGGCUGGGAAGGCGUCGGGACAAAUGCUCCUCGCAAGAGAAACAGUACAACUUCUUUCAUCCUUGUAGUCUUGAUGGGGAUGGCCUAGUGACAUACAGAAACGGCGUUAUCAGGCGUCUUUGCAUAGUCUCCGGAGCAAUCUUUAUCUCGUAGCACCUUGCAAGGAGGAGAGAAAGUACGAGCAAGGAACAUGGUGAUUUCAUUUCUUCAUGACGGAGGGUUUCAUUAUGCUACACCUUGAGCGCACGCUG